Andrographis paniculata is the source of this 1936-nucleotide messenger RNA. Its product is annotated as probable 5-epi-aristolochene synthase 4. Bases 77 to 1741 code for a protein of 554 amino acids. The record is from RefSeq and is a predicted model, not a curated record. Gene Ontology annotation, molecular function: terpene synthase activity; magnesium ion binding. Gene Ontology annotation, biological process: diterpenoid biosynthetic process. The transcript has 6 exons. Lineage: Eukaryota; Viridiplantae; Streptophyta; Magnoliopsida; Lamiales; Acanthaceae.
UCCACAGCGCCAAUAGAUAUAUGAUAUAUUUGAUCAUCACAAACAACCACUUCCAUUACAAACAUUGAUUACUACAAUGGCUAAAGAAUUAGCGCUGCCAUCGUCUCCUUCAGAUGAUCAGAUCCUACGGCGGAGGCUUCCCGUUGAAAAAUUUGAAGCCUCUAUGUGGGCUGAUACUUUCACUGCAUUCUCUUUCGAUAUUCAGGCACAAGAAAAGCGUUCCAAAGCCAUCGAAUCUCUCAAGGAAAAAGUUAGAGAAAUGAUCAUUGCUGGAGGAAGUGAACUGAAUGAGAAGCUAAUAUUAAUCGAUACCGUGGAGCGUUUAGGAUUGGCGUAUCACUUUAAGCAUGAAAUCGAGGAGCAGCUCGAAAGCAUUGCUAGCAAUCUCUCGGAACACAACGACUUAUACACUUCAGCUCUACGGUUUCGAAUCCUUAGACAGCACCACUAUCGUGUUUCUUCAAGCGUAUUCAAUAAAUUUAAGGGUAAAGAUGGGAAGUUUGAAGAGAUGCUUAGUAGAGAUGCGAAGGGAUUGUUGAGCUUACUCGAAGCAUCACAAGUGAGGAUUCAUGGCGAAGAUAUUUUGGAAGAGGGAUUAGUCUUCGCGACUUAUCAUCUUAAUGUUUUGGCGCCAACGUUGGAGGUUUCAUUUAAAGACCAAGUGAAUCGAGCUCUAGAGCAUCCGCCUCAUCACGGCUUAUCAAGAAUUGAAGCGCGCAAAUACAUUUCUUUCUAUGCAAGUGAUUCGUCGCACAACAAAGUGCUUCUAGAAUUCGCCAUAUUGGAUUUCAAUUACUUGCAAAAUCUGUACCUAAAAGAGCUUCAUGAUCUUUCUUGGUGGUGGAACAAAAUUGAUCUCAAGUCGAAGCUCACUUACCUUAGAGACAGAGUUCCAGAGAUCUACUUUUGGAGCUUAGGAGUGUUUUUCGAGCCUCAAGAAUCGCUUAGUCGUUUGGCAGUCGCUAAGUGCACAUUUAUAGCCACUGUAUUGGAUGAUACAUAUGAUAACUAUGCAACAGUAGAAGAAGCAGAAACCUUUAACAAGGUUUUACAAAGGUGGGAUAUCAAUGAAAUCGAUCAACUUCCAGACUACAUGAAAGUUGCCUAUAAGUUCAUUAUGAACACAUAUGAAGAAUUGGCAUGCGAGGCAUCGAAACAGGGAAGAUCUUCUGUAAUUCCUUACAUCAGAGAAGCGAUAAAAGAAAUUAGCCGAGGUUAUAAUCAAGAGCUCAAGUGGUUUAUGGGGAUGGACAUGCCGACAGUCGAAACCUACAACUCAAAUUCACUUAUUACCAGCACGGUAUUCUUAAACUGCAUGGCGGCUUUGGUAGGGAUUAAAUCCGCAUCGGAGGAAGUCUUUGAAUGGGUAGAAAAUAGGCCUAAACUUGUUGUAGCAUCCUCGAGGAUCGGUCGAAUUCUAGAUGACAAAGGCUCACACGAACGUGAGGACCGUGGCGGGGAGCUCCUCACGGCGGUCACCAUGUACAUGAAACAACACGGCACGACUAAACAAGAGACUUUGAACAAAUUUGGAGAAAUGGUUGAGGAUUUAUGGAAGGAGUUUUAUGCGGAGUGGUGCAACUUGCCUUCCCUCGUUUCUUUCGACGCUGCUAAUGUGUUUAUCGACUUUGCUCGCAUGGCGGAAACUCUUUAUAUGCAUUCACAGGAUGGGGUUACAACUCCUGAAAAGUAUUUGGCCCCAGAUAUUUCCAGCAUCCUUUUGGACCCCAUAAUCAUCUGAUUGAUUAUGAUCAGAUAAUUCUUCUUCAUAAUAAAUAACUCUAAAGUUAUGAAUCCAUGUGUGUUCUAUGACCUAGCUGUUGAAGUUGUCGAUAUAAACAUUGUUUGUGGAGCGUGGGGACUUUAUUUCCUUAGAAAUAUUUGUGCUUAAUUGCUUGUAAUUUUCCUCAUGUGUUAUAAUAUUAUCUUUUUAAAG